AGUGACGUUAGAUUAUUAAAAAUUUUCAAAUAUAGUUUAUUAUUUUAUGUGGGUAUUGUACUGUUGAGUGUUGACUAUUGUGCUAUUUUGCUAUUAUGUGUUUGUUAACUGUAAAAUACCAAUUGACAAAAAGGUUCUAAGACGUGUUAUUAUUAAACUCAAGUCUAAAAAGUUAAUUUUGUGAAGUCAUUUGUAGUCUCAAGCUUUAUAUUGUCCACCUUUCCUUUAUUUCUUUUACAGUUAUACAUAACCAAUUGUCGCUGUGUUUGAUUUAAAUCUAUAAUAAAUUCAAUUCAAAUUAAUUUCUUCGAAUAAUUGAAGUAAUUUAAUUUUACAGGUACUAGGUAGUGGUUUAAGCUUAUAAUGGAUACAUGAUGAUUACAAUUAUAUUAAAUAUUUUUGUACAAUAAAAUAGCAGUUAUUGAUAACUAUAUUUUUGUGAGUAGUAUGGAUUCUUAUAACAUUGUUGGUGUGCUCGGACGUGGAGCUUUUGGAGUUGUUGAAUUGGUUAGAGACUUUAAUUUAAAGAAAUUAGCCGUGAUGAAGACUAUACAUAUAAAAUCCAUGUCAACAAAGAACGUAAAGGAAGCUAUCAAAGAAAUUCAAAUUCUUCAAAUGUUGAAUCAUCCAAACAUCAUCAGAUAUUAUAAUAGUUUUCAAAAUAAACAAAGUUUUCAUAUUAUUAUGGAAUACGCCAUACACGGAACUCUAGAAAACUUUGUUAAUAAAUGUUCUCAAACUUCAAAUUAUAUUGCCCAAAAUUGUGUAUUAAAUAUAUUUAGUCAACUUACAAUGGCUGUGGAUUACAUCCACAAAAUGAAGAUAAUACAUAGUGAUAUUAAUCCAAUGAAUAUAUUAUUAACUGGAAGUCAAGGUACAAUAGUAAAACUUGGCGAUUUUGGCUCUUCUCGCAUAUUAACCAAUGACAAAAUUAUUGGUGAAAAUUGGUGUACUCCAUGUUAUAUGUCUCCUGAGCAAUGUUGUGGGAAACCUCUAAGAUUAAAAACUGAUAUAUGGCAAAUUGGUUGUGUGUUAUACUAUUUGAUUACUUCAAAACAUCCUUUUUAUGCUGAGAGUUUAGCAGAUACUAUAUCAAGCAUUGUAGAAGGAGUUUUAAGUUUUUCAGAAAAAAUUACUUUUUACGACAACGAUGUGAUAAUGCUUUUGCAUGAGUUAUUAAAUCGUGAUCCAACUGUUCGACCUAAUGCAUCUGCUAUACUUUCAAAUCCAUUUAUACUACCUUAUGUAUUAAACAGCAAUUGUCAUUGGCCUAAAUCUGGUAGGAAAGUUUUAAACAAAAAUUAUUAAAUGUAUUCAUUAACACAAUUUUUUGUUAUUUAAGUGUAUAAAUAACU
Molecule: messenger RNA, 1355 nt
Organism: Melanaphis sacchari
Lineage: Eukaryota; Metazoa; Arthropoda; Insecta; Hemiptera; Aphididae
Product: serine/threonine-protein kinase Nek8-like
Exons: 7
Coding region: 448-1308 (286 amino acids)
Biological process (GO): protein phosphorylation
Molecular function (GO): protein kinase activity; ATP binding
Source: RefSeq, a predicted model, not a curated record